UGGAGAAGUCGAUGCAACUCAAAACUUUGUUUCGCAUUUGCACCAAAUUUGAUUUUGCAGUUACAAAAGGCUGUUAGGUACGAUUGCAGUUCAGUCUCUCGCAGCGCAACAUUUAAUUUCUCUUUCUCUUUUGGUGAAAGUUUUUUGGAGAUGAUGAAUGGAGAAGCGGAGGUAGUUGAGGAGGAGUCGAUGGAGGAGGGCGGCGGAGCAGAGGAGGCGGCGAAGGGGAAGGGGAAGGUGCGGGGGCCGUGGUCGCCGCAGGAGGACGCGAUUCUCAGCGGCUUGGUGAGCAAGUUCGGGGCGAGGAAUUGGAGCCUGAUCGCCCGCGGAAUCCCCGGGCGCUCCGGGAAGUCGUGCCGCCUCCGCUGGUGCAAUCAGCUCGACCCCACGGUCAAGCGCAAGCCCUUCACUGAUGAAGAAGAUCGUAUAAUUCUAGAUGCUCAUGCAGUUUAUGGAAAUAAAUGGGCUUCAAUUGCAAAACUUCUACCCGGGAGAACAGAUAAUGCAAUAAAAAACCAUUGGAAUUCUACAUUAAAACGUAAUUGUGUCAAACAUACGAGAUCAACUCUAGCAGCUGGCCAGAUGUUGCAGGAUACCAGCACCAACUGGAUGCAGGCAUCUAUAGAAGGAUCCUCAACAGCUUCGUCUCUUAACUCGUUCAAAUCAGAGAAAGCAGAAAUAUCGGUGACGCCCUAUCAACCAAAAUCACCCACUGCAAAAUGUCAUGCUCACGAACCAAAUCAAGCCAUUGUAUCAUUGAGGUUAUCAGAAACGAAGGACAUGAGACUGAUGGAAGAUCAACCAAACGAGUUUGGAGGGAAUACAUUUACAUCCGCAGGCAGUUGUAUUUUCAAACCAAGUCCAACCACUGUCGAAGCUAUUCACCACUCUGCUCAAGGGACACAACCACCUACAGUCUCUCGCCCAGUUGCAAAGCUCGGAGCGUUCAAUGUUUAUAAAGACACGCCACCGCUCUCAGGGACAACACUGAUGCAGACAUCCGAACUGGAUUCAGGACUAUUCAAGUUUCUUGAUGGCGAACUCGUGAUCCCAUCACAAUGUGGGCAUGGCUGCUGUUCAGCAUCCACCAAGCAUCCUUCUCACAGAUCAUUGCUGGGACCAGAGUUUGUUGAAUACGAACAACUUCCCGCUUUCUCAAGUCGGGAGGAGUUGAUGUCUGUAGUGACGGAUUUGAAUAGCAUCACCUGGAUCAGAAGUGGUCUUGAGGAUACAGAGAGGCUCUCGGCCGAUGCGGAUGACUUAAUGGCGCGUGCAAGGACCUCUGUGUUUAUGGACAUGGAAGAGAAUAUGGGAAAUGAACGUUUCUUGUUUACUGGCACAACGAGAGAAGCGAGAUCGACCCAGAUGACAAUGCCAGCAUUCAAUCUGCGAGCUCAGGUUGAAGGUUGGAGUUAAUGUCUUCUUUAUCUGGAAAAUUACUUGUCAAUUCGAGCAGGCAGCAAUUUUGCAUCAUCCCUCCAAUUCUUUGGAGAAGAUCAAGAAAUUUUGUUAGAUUAUUCAACAGCGGUAUGUGGCUUUAUCAGUCUUCUAUUAAUGUUAAUGUUCUUUAUGUAUAGUCUCUCUCGUUGCAUAUAAAUGUUGCGUUCGUUUGUGAACGAAAUAUGUAAUGCUUAAAUGAAACACAAGAUUAACAUCAUGCAUUAAUUUUUAUUAA
This is a messenger RNA of Salvia miltiorrhiza (redroot sage), 1675 nucleotides long. RefSeq names its product transcription factor MYB25-like. NCBI's taxonomy places the organism in Eukaryota, Viridiplantae, Streptophyta, Magnoliopsida, Lamiales, Lamiaceae. Gene Ontology annotation, biological process: regulation of DNA-templated transcription. The coding region runs from base 151 to 1416 and encodes 421 amino acids. Gene Ontology annotation, cellular component: nucleus. Gene Ontology annotation, molecular function: RNA polymerase II cis-regulatory region sequence-specific DNA binding; DNA-binding transcription factor activity, RNA polymerase II-specific. The transcript has 2 exons. The record is from RefSeq and is a predicted model, not a curated record.